UUUAUGGUAUUGGUCAAGGUUAAAGAUUUUGAGAGUUCACAUCGAUUGUGCCGAAAAAUUAUUUCUCAUUCUCUUUGUAACGUUGUGUUUGUUAGUGUGUUUGUUAUAUUCAGUCCGAAAUUAUUUUUAGGUUUUUUUCAUCUACUUAUACUCACUCAAUCAACAGCCAUGUCUUCUGAUGAUAAUAAUCUUAGUGCCGUCCUUCAAGGAAAUGCACUAUUUACAAGAAACGCUUAUCAAAUUUUUGCCGAAGAAAAAGGCAAAAACAUAUUUUUUUCGCCAAUAAGUAUACAUUCGAUUUUAUCCCUGGCCGCUCAGGGGGCCAAAGGUGAUUCUCAAAAAGCUUUUAUUAAGGCUCUUCAAGUUUCCGAUAUCCAAACAUUAGCAUCCGGUUACCAAACUGCUAUGAAAAAGUUGAAUUCUAUCGAAGAUGUAACUUUAUUAAUGGCCAAUAAGGUGUACGUUAAACAGAGUUACUUGCUUCAAGAUGAAUUUAAAAGUAAAGCCGUGGAUUAUUUCCUCUCCGAGGUCCAGAACAUAGACUUUACAAAAAAUAUAGACGCAGCUAAAACCAUUAACAAUUGGGUAGAAGGAAAAACUAACAGCAAAAUCAAGGAUUUAAUACAACCCGAUGAUCUAGAUGAUUACACUCGUUUGAUUUUGAUAAACGCUAUUUACUUCAAAGGCAAAUGGGCAGAACCUUUCGAUCCUGAAUCGACAAAAACCGAAAAAUUCUAUUUAAGUAAAACCGAUACCAUCGAUGUUCAGAUGAUGCACACUAAAAAGAAAUUCUACUUCAAAAAUGACGAGGCUUUAGAUGCUAAGGUAUUGGAAUUACCGUAUACCAAUAGGGACUUGAGCAUGAUCGUUAUUUUGCCCAACCAAAUCGAUGGUAUCGAUGAUUUGGAAGCUAAAUUAGCUAAAACGGACCUGACCAAGAUAACCGAGAACAUGUAUAGACCGGAUGUAAUCGUAGCUCUGCCUAAAUUUAAAAUUGAAACCACCAUAGAUCUGGAGGAACCUUUAAUAAAGAUGGGUCUUGAUGUCGUCUUCACCGAUAAUGCCGAUUUCAGCGGCAUGCUUAAGAGCCCCGAACCAUUAUGUAUCAGCAAAGUUAUACACAAAGCUUUUAUUGAGGUUAACGAAGAAGGAGCCGAAGCUGCCGCAGCUACUGCAAUUAUUACUAUGGUUGGAAUGUGCUUGCGUUUUCCCGAAGAAUUUAUUGUCGAUCAUCCUUUUGUUAUAAUUUUACAACACCGCAACACCGAAACGAACCAAAACAAUAUCCUUUUCAAAGGAAGAAUAAUUCACGAAUUGGGGAAUGAAAUUAACUAAUAUUAUACGUUUUAUUAAAAUUUUCAACUAAAAAAACAAUAUUUUGUAUUAAUUUUCAUAUUAAUAACAUGCUUUCAGCUGUUUCGAUGGUUUACCUUUGUGCUUUCAUCGAAACUUCCGAUCCUGAAAAAUUUGUUGUCGACAGACCAUUUAUGGUACUUCUAACCACUGCCGAUGAAAAAACUCGUUACGUGUUGUUUGCAGGAAAAAUAACAAAUCCAGUGAACCUCGAUUAUUGAUAUCAGCAAUUUGUUAUUAAAAUACGAGGUGACGCCACUAAAUAACGUGACACGCGCUGUCAAACGUUUUAUUCUUAUUCAUUUCAAUAUACACCCUCUACAGUAUUCUCUACACGAGUUUACACGUAUCUACAUCAGAUCUACCAAUUCUCGACUUCCGUGGGGUCAUCAAUUUUCUCUGCUGCUUACCUUCUUACCAUUGGUUUAGAGUAAACGUUCAACUUUCCUCUUCUUCGCUUCAGGAUAGUGCCACGAACUUUGCUCCUUUUUUGUUCGAUUCUAGCGUCGAAUGGAGCCGAAGGACCAAUUCCUUAAAACCCACUCUACAAUUUAAUAGUCAUGGAAUAAUGGUGUAGAUUUUCCCGCUGGAAUUAAGUUUCCUGCGAGAAGAUAAUUCCAGCGGGAAAAUCUUCAUAACCACGGUGGGUUUUAAGGAAUUAGUCCUUCGUCCCCAUCCGACGCUAGAACCGAAGAAAAAGGAGCAAAGUUUCCUGCGAGAUUUAUUGGUGGGAAAGUUUAGUAUAAAGCAGGUAAGUCAAGUCAUUAGGUUUUAAAUUACCCUCAGUCUCUGAAGACGUUUAAUUUGGUUAUCGACAGUAUGAAUAUCACCAACUGUUCCAGAAAUUCCAACAUAGUUAAAUGCUAAAUCCACUAGAGAUCCUUCUGAUCCUCAGAUUGACAGGAUCUCUAAUAGGUGGUUCCUCUUCUUUCUUUCUCCAGCUGGAUUUUCGGUUUUGUAUGCCUGGCGUAAUCCUUUCUGGUGUAGACUAUCAGCUGGAUAGUGGGUUGGAUCCUCCACUCUUGAAAUGUGUUCAGUCAGUCUCCUCCAAGAAUUUUUCCUCCCUCAGUAGAUCUGCUGGGUCCUGAUGUACCAAUUGACAUUCGCUGCUUGCCUCAAGCUGAUAUUUCGCAGCUUCUUUCGAAUAACUCUUAGCCUUGUAUCCCCGCGUUUACAUAUAUAAAGUAUGAGGAUAAGGAAGGUCCUGAUUAGAUGGAAUUUGGUUCUCAUGAUACAACUGAUUUUACUGAAUGUUAUGUUGUUUAGUAGUCAACCUCGUAUAUUUGGAGAAAAAUUUUAAAUAUAUUUAUGAUUAUUAACAUUAAUUAUAUUAUACCUAACGAAAUAAUAGAAAAUAAAAAGUUGGAAAUUCCAAUUGCGUGUCUGUUUGUUCACCUUAUAUACAAAAUUUUUCAGGGUAGAUAUUGAGUUAAUAAGUUCCAAAUUUUUUAAAAAAGCAGAUUAAAAUGAGUACCGAAAAGUCGAUAAUGCCGUCGUUAAGUAUUGGCAAUACUGUUCGUCGAAUUCUUCUUCUUCUUAGCUUAUAAAGUAAAUUACUGAGUCAUUGAUGCUCAGUCUGUGCGUCGCCUUUGGGAAAUCAUAAACUAGCUUAUGUAAACCCUCCAAAAGUAUAGUUUUCCUUUAUGCAAUAAUGCGCGAAUCUUCCUCCAAGUCUUCUGUAGAUUCGUCGUCUUCUAUUGGCACCAUACAGGCACACGGAGCUCCAUUGUUCGUCAGUUCAAUUAACGUUGUCUUUGGGAAAUCAUAAACGGGCUGCUCGAUGAGCUGGAGUUAAUUUGAGGCCAAUGGCUGGCUGUUUUGACUUAAGGUUAGAUGCAUUAAGUCUUUUUUUUGACUGUCCAGCUACUCCUCAUGUUUCUCAGAGGUCUCAAUGGAUUUGAACACCAGUGACAAUGAAUCGGUCAUCUGUCUCGGGUGUGUACUUUCUUCAUUUGGAACCGCGUUUUUGAUUAAAGUUACUAGCCUCUUGGAAACGACGGUAAACUCUGGAAACACCAGUGCACUCACCACUUUUCGCUGACUUAGCCUUGUCGAAAUAGGGUGAAGGCUUCAGCAGCUUUAUCAUUGUGUCCAUUUUCGAGUAGAAUUCUUGUUUUUUUGGUAGGGAAGAUGUGUAUUAGUUGAUUUUUGGUGAUCAACUGUUAGUGGUGGGUCAGAUGAUAACUUUUUAUAAGGCUCAAUUAUCCCCAAUUAGCACCACUGUAAAUAAGUAGUAAACUUGUAGUACUGCGAGAGCAAGAAACAUUACAAUAUUUUGAAGCUAAUACCAGAAACUUUUAAUGAGAAAUGUACAAUUUCUUGGUCGCCUGAGUUUGAUUCUAUAAAACCCUGGACAAACAUAUCAAAAUCGUUCUAACCUCACAUUUUUUCUGAACGUUUAAAAACGUAUACAUAAACAAUCAAAGCAGUUUCUUUAUAUCAUAAUAACUUCACACUGUUGCAAUGCUUUUGCUUUUCAUAUGU
Molecule: messenger RNA, 3837 nt
Organism: Diorhabda sublineata
Lineage: Eukaryota; Metazoa; Arthropoda; Insecta; Coleoptera; Chrysomelidae
Product: antichymotrypsin-2-like
Exons: 4
Coding region: 4-1335 (443 amino acids)
Molecular function (GO): serine-type endopeptidase inhibitor activity
Source: RefSeq, a predicted model, not a curated record